CAGACUCUCGGUCUCACCAUCGCCAUCGCCUGUUCAUCACGAACCACGAGACAGAUUCCAACGAUCCUUCAUCCAUUCCCCUCGACGCUUCACGCCUUUCACCAACCUUUGUCUCCUUGCCCCUCUCGCCCGCCUCUAAAUCCACUAUCCCACCACACACACAUACGCACACGUACACCAUGCUACGUCGACAAGCGCGGGAGCGUCGAGAGUACAUGUACCUCAAAGCCUCCGAAGCGCGCGAAAGGCAAAUCUUUGAGCGCAAACAAAAGAUUCGACAGUUGAUUGCGGAGGGCAAGAGCAUUCCUAAAGAGUUGAUGGAUGGCCUGCAAGGUGGUGAUGAUGCGAGAAACGGGUUUGGUGGGAUGGGUGCUGGGGCAGCGUUGAAGGUGGAUGAGGCUCAGGCAGACGUGAUGACGUCGUUGGACUCGGAGUACGCUCGAGCAGGAACGUACGAUCCCAAGAUCCUCAUCACCACCUCUCGCGAUCCCUCUUCGCGUCUCUCGCAGUUCGCCAAAGAGAUUCGAUUAUGCUUGCCCAACAGCACGCGCAUCAAUCGAGGAGGCUAUACGGUCGGUGAAUUGGCAGCUGCUGCUAGAUCCAACGGAAUGACGGACAUGAUUGUGCUGCACGAACACAGAGGCCUACCCGAUGCCAUGGUCGUCAGCCACUUUCCGCACGGUCCCACCCUGCUCUUCACCCUAUCGGGCGUGGUGCUGAGACACGAAGUCAGCGCUCAUGCUCAGAGCACAGUCAGCGAACAAUAUCCUCACCUCCUAUUCGAAGGUUUCAACUCCAAAUUGGGAAGCAGAGUCAUGGAUGCUCUCAGGUUCCUCUUUCCCGUACCCAAAGAGGAUUCCAAAAGGGUCAUGACUUUUGCAAAUCAAGGAGAUUACAUCAGUUUCAGACAUCACGUCUUUGUCAAAACUUCCCACAGAGAGGUUCAACUGGCAGAAGUGGGUCCAAGGUUCGAAAUGCGUCCCUACGAGAUCAGGCAGGGAACGGUGGAACAGACGGAUGCAGAUGUGGAGUGGGUCUUGAGACCAUUCAUGAAUUCCGGCAGGAAGCGCAACCAGCUUUAAAGGAGAAAUCAGCGCCGCGAUGCAUUGCGAUGCGGUGCGGUGCGGUGCGUAGCGGUGCACAGGCCAGUUCCGUCACGCUCGUCCACCCUUGUAUUUGUAAUGUGCAUCUCUAGUCCUUGUGCUGCGAUCCACGCUUC
Messenger RNA from Ceraceosorus guamensis, 1219 nucleotides. RefSeq names its product putative IMP4-component of the U3 small nucleolar ribonucleo protein. The transcript is spliced from 3 exons. Gene Ontology annotation, molecular function: snoRNA binding; rRNA primary transcript binding. Gene Ontology annotation, biological process: rRNA processing. NCBI's taxonomy places the organism in Eukaryota, Fungi, Basidiomycota, Exobasidiomycetes, Ceraceosorales, Ceraceosoraceae. The record is from RefSeq and is a predicted model, not a curated record. Bases 180 to 1082 code for a protein of 300 amino acids. Gene Ontology annotation, cellular component: Mpp10 complex; small-subunit processome; nucleolus.